AUCAAAGAAUGGAAAUAUUCGUUUACCGUGGCGAAUGGGGAUUACCCUCGAUCGAUUACGAAUGUAACCGGCUGUUGGCAUAUCUAAAAUUUUCCGGCGCCAAAGUAACGGUCAACUUUAAUGGCAAUCCAUUCAGCUCACCGAACGGAAUGCUACCGUACAUGAUAGCCGAUGGGAAAAAGAUUGCUGGCUAUGGACGAAUCGUGGAGCAUCUGUCGGCGGCCGGUAUAGGGUCACCGAUGACAGCAAAAGAUUCUUCCAUAGGAGACGAACGUCAGCAAGCCACCCGGAUCAAUGGCCAUAUGCAGUAUGUGCAGGAGCAUUUGCAUCCCUACUUUAUGUACAUGCUGUGGGGCGAUCCGAAGAACGUGGACACCACACGCACGGUGUAUGCGAAACGCAUUCCAAUCCCAUUUAAUUUCUACUGCCCGCGAAAGUACGUGCUGCGGACGAACGAUAUCACGCAAUCGUUGGCAGGGUUUUCGCUGGAAGAUUCGAUCGAAUUUCAUGACGUUUCGGAGUUUCAACACAAUGCUAAAACCUGCCUCAAUUGGAUUGCGACGAAGCUGGAGGAUAGCCGUUGGUUUGUUGGUGAUCAACCGACGGAAGUGGAUGCCAUGCUGUACGGUUAUUUGUCUGUUUUACUGAAGCACACGCUACCGAACAACGUGCUGCAGAAUCACAUCCGCCAGUGUCCGAAGCUGAUGCAAUACGUGGAUCGCACAACGAGCACGUACUUUGCGAAGGAAGGUUUUAAUAGUUUUACCGCCACGCGAAACAAUGGAACUGGUCCGCAGAAGGAUUCAACUGCGGGAAGUCCCAAUGAUGGUGGCUCAUCAUCCUCGUCCUCUUCAGCCGGCGGUGGUGAAAAAAGUCGGUCGGAAAAAAGUGGGAAUGAUGCAAAGUUUCACACGGGCCAACAGCAGGACCCGGACGAUGGACCGAAAGAAAGACGGAAACGGUACAUUUUAUCCGGCCUGGUGGCAACGGUGGCAAUGGUAGGAUUUGCUGUGCUGAAUGGUAUUUUAACGCUUCCUAACGAGGGAAACCAUGGAAAUUUCAUACAGUACGAUGAUCCGGGUGACUAUGAUGAUGAUAAUUAA
Messenger RNA from Anopheles maculipalpis, 1103 nucleotides. RefSeq names its product metaxin-1 homolog. Bases 9 to 1103 code for a protein of 364 amino acids. The record is from RefSeq and is a predicted model, not a curated record. NCBI's taxonomy places the organism in Eukaryota, Metazoa, Arthropoda, Insecta, Diptera, Culicidae. Gene Ontology annotation, cellular component: SAM complex. Gene Ontology annotation, biological process: mitochondrion organization. The transcript is spliced from 4 exons.